This is a messenger RNA of Funneliformis caledonium, 339 nucleotides long. NCBI's taxonomy places the organism in Eukaryota, Fungi, Glomeromycota, Glomeromycetes, Glomerales, Glomeraceae. The record is from the annotation of a GenBank genome assembly.
AUGUUCAGAGCCAUUUUCAACCGCACCUUACGUUCAAAAGUUCCAAUUUCGAAGACCCCUGGUGAGUUCAAAAGACAUGUUACUUCUGAAAACAAGAUUCUGGAGUCACCUCAAUGGAACAAUAAAGUAGAUUUUACUUUAAAAGAAUCGGUAUUACACGACAUCGAUAAACGUCGAACUGAGGCUAUCGAAAAUAGGAUCACCAAGGCCGAGAACAAGAUAAUUUUCGCUUUGGUUGGUUGCACUGUUUCAAUCAUUACUAGCUUUAUUAGCUUGAAUAGUACUUCCAAUAAAAAGGAAACUGAUAAAAAGAUUGUUUAUGUGAAAAUACGAGACUGA